AUGAAGUACUCUACCGUUACAUUAUUAGCCAUUGCAGCUGCAACUGCAAACGCUCUGGUUGUCCCAGGUUAUAAUGCUGCUAUUCUCAAGAGAGCUGGUGAUACUAGUGGUGCUACUGACAGUAGUAGUGGCGCUUCCGGAUCUUCUGGAUCUGCUGGAUCUUCUGGAUCUGCUGGAUCUGCUGGAUCUGCUGAUAGUAGUAGCGGUGCUUCUGGGUCUUCUGGAUCUUCAGGAUCUGGUGCUUCCCCUGUGGGAGCUGCUUCUGAACAAUCUGCCGGAGCUGCUGGAUCUGCUGGUGGUUCCGUUGCAUCUGCUGCUGGUGCUGGAGGAGCUUCUGGUGUAGCACUUGCUGGAUCUGCCGCUACCGGUGCUGCUACCGGUGCUGCUACAGCUGCUGGAUCCGCUGCUGGUCUUGCUGGAUCUCAAGCUACUGGUGCUGCCGCUGCUGCUUCUGGCGCUGGUCUUGCUGGAUCUGCUGGAGGUGCUAGUGCCGGUUCCGCUGGAUCUGCUGCCACUGCCACUGUUGCAUCUGCUGCUGGUUCAGCUGCUGCGGGUGCUUCUGGUGCCACUUCUGGUGCUGCUUCGGGCACUUCUGGUGCUGAAUCUAGCGGAUCUGCUCCUGCAAUUGGCCAACUGAACUCAUCCCCAUCUUCUGCUGGUGGCUCUUCAGGAUCUUCUGGUGCUUUAGGAUCAGGUUCUGGAUCAGGUUCUGGAUCUUCCGCUGGAGGAUCUUCCGGCUCAAGAACCUCUUCUUCCCCAUCUGGUUCAGGCUCUUCUUCAUCAGGAUCUUCUUCAUCUAGCUCCGGUUCUGGUGCUAUGUCCGGAAAGUCCACUGGCUUUGGCUUUGCGGCUGUUGCAUUUGCUGCAGGCUCCUUAUUAAUCUAG
Molecule: messenger RNA, 885 nt
Organism: [Candida] anglica
Lineage: Eukaryota; Fungi; Ascomycota; Pichiomycetes; Serinales; Debaryomycetaceae
Source: the annotation of a GenBank genome assembly